CGAGGCGCGGAGUGGAACACUGAUUCCCCCAAGGCUGGAUGCCCAGGGAGGAUGGCCUUGGAGUUUUACUUUUUGAGAAAGUGAUCUGGAGGGCCUACGGAUCUGAAUUCUGUGGGUUAAAAAGAGCUUUGUAGUAAAAGAUUACUUUUCAGCAAACCCAUUGGCAUCUCUAGCUCCUCCGCGAGCCACUCCUGAGCUGGGGCUGAGCAAGAGGCCAUGACAGUGUUUUUGGUUUGAAGUGACUAUAGCUAAAAGUCCACAGAGGACUUGUGGAGGACAGGGCAAGGUCCUCGGAGACGCAGGAUAUUCCUUGCUUGUCUCCUGAAUUCCUUCUCUAGCAGAAUUUGGAGAGAGGUCCAGAAAGUGGGCCGUGUGCUGACCUCCCUGCCCACUGCCAUCUGCAGACACAGUGAGUCCUCUCUCUUUGCCAUGGUCCUUGACACCUCCCUCCCCCGUGCCUCCGGAGCUGGGGACUGGCCUCUGAGAAUCAGACUGCUUAGAGAAGGCUGGGCCUUGGAUCCAGUGGCUGGCUGGCUGUCUCUCAGCACCCAAAGCUGGGUGGGACAUUUCCUUCAUCUGGAAGUAUUUUGGGAUCCACGUGGGUGGAGAUAAAUGGUCCCAUAAAGUUGUUUAUCUUAGGUUAGAAACAAACUCUUCAAAACACCUGUAGGUUCUAAAAUGGAGCUGUAAUUUAGGCAGAAGCUUUAUAGCUCAACCCAGAGUGGAGCAGGGAAGGGGACAACUUGGAGGCUGUCCAGAGUUUCCUUGUGGACCCCCUACAGGCAGGACAGGUCCUGGACAGCAGAGCUCAGCACCUGUAGGGUCACCUGUCAUGCGGCUGGCAACUCCAGUCAGAGCUUUGACUCAGGCCUGAAUGUGGAGAAACUAUCAAAAAGCAAUGAUACCUUCAUAAAAAGGAACAGCAUUUCUAAGAAAGUUUUCUUCUAGAUGAGAAAAAAACACGUUGUUUUUGACAGUUCUGCUACUGGUAAGAUAGCUCAUGUUAGUAUCCAAAAAACUCCAAGAUAUUCCCAAGGACAUCAGCCAUAUCCUCACUGCAAAGAAGAUCGUUUUGUGGAAGCAAGCUGUGGAAGUAAAUGUGGCCAGCCAAGCCCUGCUGAAAUUCUGACCCUGUUGUGAUUCACUGUAAAGUCCUUCUACUUUGGUUAAAACAUCUCAGGUCCUCUUUCAGUUCCUUGGCCAGCUGCCGUGGCCUUGGUGGCACCCUACUCCGGUGGUCAGCUCAGGGCUUCUCUCACCCAUGCAGUCUUCAGCGACCACUGCUGAAGGCUUCAGCAGCCCACUCUAUGAGACCUACACACUCCCCACCUUCAAGUUCCAGCCUCGCCGUGAGAGCAUAGACUGGAGGCGCAUAAAUGCUUUGGAUGUGGACCGUGUGGCCCAGGAGCUGGACGUGGCCACUUUGCAGGAGAACAUUGCUGGUGUUACCUUCUGCAACUUGAACCAGGAGGUGUGCAGCCGCUGUGGACAGCCUGUGGACCCAGUGCUGCUCAAGGUGCUGCGCCUGGCACAGCUCAUCAUUGAGUACCUGCUGCACUGCCAGGAUUGCCUGAGUGCCAACGUUGCCCAGCUGGAGGCCCGGCUGCAGGCCAGCCUGGGCCAGCAGCAGCGUGGGCAGCAGGAGCUGGGCCGCCAGGCUGAUGAGCUCAAGGGUGUAAGGGAGGAGAGCCGCCGGCGUCGAAAGAUGAUCAGCACCCUCCAGCAGCUGCUACUGCAGACAGGUGCCCACAACUACCAUUCGUGCCACCUGUGCGACAAGACCUUCAUGAACGCCACCUUUCUCCGGGGCCACAUGCAGCGCAGGCAUGCAGGUGUGGCAGACGCUGGAAAGCAGAAGCAGCAGCAACGACCAGCUGAGGAGCUACUGGAAGAGCUGAGAGCCAAGCUGCAGUGGACCCAAGGCGAGCUGGAAGCGCAGAGGGAGGCGGAGAGACAGCGCCAGCUCCAGGAAGCAGGGCUUACUCGUCAGAGGGAAAUAGAAAUGAAGAAAGAAUUUGAUGAAUGGAAAGAAAAAGAGCGGACCAAAUUUUAUGGAGAAAUAGACAAGCUAAAGCAGUUACUCUGGGAUGAAUUUAAAACUGUUGCUAACCAGAACUCUACACUAGCAGAGAAGCUGCAGGCUAUGCAGUCCCACAGAGUGACGGAAUCCAACCUUGGGUCGCUGCGCGAUGAGGAGUCUGAGGAGCAACUGAGGCAGGCCCAGGAGCUCCGGGCCCUGCGGGAGAAGCUGGAGACCCAGAAAACAGAAUGGAAGAGGAAACUGAAGGAACUACAGGAAGAGCGUAUGACAGAGAGGAGAGAGCUACAGGAGAAUGAGAGGCUCCAGGCCUCCCUGUCUCAAGAUCAGAGGAAGGCAGCUGCUCAGGCCCAGCGCCAGAUCAAUGCCCUCCAUGCCCAGCUGCGGGAGCAAGCCAGGCUCAUCGCCUCGCAGGAGGAGAAGAUCCAGACCUUGUCCCUCAGGAAGGCUGAGCGGAUCCAAGAGCUGCCGAAGGCUGUGGACACAGAGGAGGACUCUCCAGAGGAAGAGCUGGAGGACUCUCCAGAUGAACAGCAACAGGUCCUGGCUGCUCUGAGGCAAAACCCUCCAUUGCUGAAGCAGUUCCGGCCCAUCCUGGAGGAUACCUUGGAAGAGAAGCUGGAGAGCAUGGGCAUAAAGAGGGAUGCAAAGGGAAUCACUGUGCAGACUCUCAGACACCUGGAGUCUGUGCUGAAAGCCCAGCAGGAGCAGAAGGCCAGGAAGUUUUCUGAAUUUCUGAGUCUGAGAAAAAAGCUCAUCAAAGAAGCCACCAGCAGAGUGAAGGAGAGACAGAACAGGGAUGCAGUGUCCCAGCUCGACGGCCAGCCUCCAGUCAAAAGCCAGCGGAGCACAGCGCUCACCAGAGAAGUCCGGCCGAAGUCCAGUACCCUGCAUGUGGCAGUGCCAUCCAAGCUGGCAGAGCCGUUCAUGCCAGCUCUUCAGAGCCACAACAGCCAAGGCCCUGGCCCAACCCAGGUGUCUGUCCUGACUCCACGCCCUAGAAGGCACGGACUCUCCAGCACCCCUACCCCCCAGGGGCCAGGGCUGAGCAGCACACCCCCGUUCAGUUCUGAGGAGGACUCAGAGGGAAACACUGUGCAUCACACGUCUCCUCAGACACCACAAGUUCCUUCCAAGAUGGAGCCCCAGCAGGAGGGGGACUGGGACUGGUCUGACACCGAGUCCUCAGAAGAGAAUGCUCAGCCCCCUGUCAAGAGCUCAGGUGGGCUGGACUCCUCUGGAACACUGGUGCAGUCGAUAGUGAAAAAUCUUGAGAAGCAGCUUGAGGCUCCGGCCAAGAAGCCUACUGGAGGGGUCAGUCUGUUCCUAAGGCCUAACGCUGGACCAGAGAGGGCUGCCAUGCCUGGAAGGAAGCCUCAGCUUUCUGAAGAUGAGAGUGACUUGGAGAUCUCUUCCUUGGAAGAUCUUUCCCAAGACCUGGACCAGAGAGAGAAACCAAAGCCCUUGUCCCGCUCAAAGCUCCCAGACAAGAUUGCUGCCAGUGCUUGGAGCUCUGGCCGACCCAGAGUCCCUGGCUGGUGAUCCUGUCCAGGCCUUGCUGGAGAGGGGCAGCCUGUUACCUGGCCUGGGCUGGCUUGUGGAGCACCCCUCAGGAGAGGCUGCCAGGCCUCUUGCUUUCACCAGCAACCUUUGGAGAAAAGCAGAGCAUGGGCCAGAUAUGACCUCUCCCUUCUCUGCCCUCCCCAAAGAGUCAGGGGUACUUGGCAGGGUAUGCUAGUUCUCAAGGAUUGAAAAGUGGUCAUAACAGGAAACCGACACAGUUGGCAGCCUCCAUUUCCAUGUCUGCUCCAGGCUAAGAAGUUACUCAGCCACGCUUCCUGAGCCUUUUGUAAAUCUGCAGGGUCACUGUAAGGGGUCCUGAUGCCUGGCAGUGAGUGAUCCAAAUUCAGUUACUAGUGAGUACCUACUCUGUGCUGGGUCCUCCAGACUCUUUUUACUGAUUUGGGGUACA
This is a messenger RNA of Octodon degus (degu), 4010 nucleotides long. RefSeq names its product DAZ interacting zinc finger protein 1 like (gene Dzip1l). The coding region runs from base 1262 to 3580 and encodes 772 amino acids. The transcript is spliced from 17 exons. Gene Ontology annotation, biological process: cilium assembly. NCBI's taxonomy places the organism in Eukaryota, Metazoa, Chordata, Mammalia, Rodentia, Octodontidae. Gene Ontology annotation, cellular component: cytoplasm; ciliary basal body. The record is from RefSeq and is a predicted model, not a curated record.